This is a messenger RNA of Pimephales promelas (fathead minnow), 2531 nucleotides long. It is a transcript of the gene tubg1, whose product is annotated as tubulin, gamma 1. Lineage: Eukaryota; Metazoa; Chordata; Actinopteri; Cypriniformes; Leuciscidae. Gene Ontology annotation, molecular function: GTP binding. Gene Ontology annotation, biological process: microtubule nucleation; cytoplasmic microtubule organization. The record is from RefSeq and is a predicted model, not a curated record. Gene Ontology annotation, cellular component: gamma-tubulin complex; microtubule.
UGCUCCUCCGUUAGGCCGUUGUUGUUGGAGCGGGAACACGCACGGCGUAUAGGGAUUGUGAUUGACUGACAGCAGCACAUCUCUCUCCUUAAGUAAUUAUACAGCUGAAAUAACAGGAUAGCAUGCCUCGAGAAAUCAUCACCCUGCAGCUCGGGCAGUGCGGGAACCAGAUUGGUUUUGAGUUUUGGAAGCAGCUUUGUGCUGAGCAUGGCAUCAGCCCAGAGGGCAUCGUGGAGGAGUUCGCAACUGAGGGCACUGACCGGAAAGAUGUCUUUUUCUAUCAGGCGGAUGAUGAGCACUACAUUCCUCGUGCUGUGCUGUUGGACCUGGAGCCCCGUGUCAUCCACACCAUCCUGAACUCCCCCUACGCCAACCUAUACAACCCGGAGAACAUCUACCUGUCGGAGCAUGGCGGUGGAGCUGGUAACAACUGGGCCAGUGGCUUCUCUCAGGGAGAAAAAAUCCAUGAGGACAUCUUUGACAUCAUUGACAGGGAGGCAGAUGGCAGUGACAGUCUUGAGGGCUUUGUGCUUUGUCACUCUAUUGCCGGGGGAACAGGAUCUGGUCUGGGAUCUUACCUACUGGAACGACUGAACGACAGGUAUCCUAAAAAACUAGUUCAGACCUACUCUGUCUUUCCUAACCAGGAUGAGAUGAGUGAUGUUGUCGUACAGCCAUAUAAUUCUCUUCUGACAUUAAAGAGACUGACCCAGAAUGCCGAUUGUGUGGUAGUGCUGGACAACACGGCUUUGAACAGAAUCGCCACAGACCGGCUGCACAUUCAGAACCCCUCGUUCUCUCAGAUCAACCAACUGGUGUCCACCAUAAUGUCAGCAAGCACAACAACCCUCCGUUACCCUGGAUAUAUGAACAAUGAUCUGAUUGGUCUCAUUGCGUCACUCAUCCCCACUCCCCGCCUCCACUUCCUCAUGACUGGAUACACACCACUGACCACCGAUCAGUCCGUGGCAAGUGUGAGGAAGACUACAGUUCUUGAUGUGAUGAGGAGACUCCUGCAGCCUAAGAAUGUCAUGGUGUCCACUGGUAGAGACCGCCAGACCACUCAUUGCUACAUUGCCAUUCUCAACAUCAUCCAGGGAGAGGUGGACCCCACACAGGUUCAUAAGAGUCUGCAGAGAAUCAGGGAGAGGAAGUUAGCUAAUUUCAUCCCAUGGGGUCCAGCUAGUAUCCAGGUGGCACUGUCCCGCAGAUCUCCCUACCUGCCCUCAGCUCACCGUGUUAGUGGACUUAUGAUGGCUAAUCACACCAGCAUCUCUUCGUUGUUUGAGCGAACCUGUCGUCAGUAUGAUAAGCUGAGGAAGAGGGAGGCCUUCCUCGAGCAGUUCAGAAAGGAGGACAUAUUCAAGGACAACUUUGACGAGCUGGAUAACUCUCGCGAGGUGGUUCAACAGCUUGUGGAUGAGUACAGCGCCGCCACGCGUCCCGACUACAUCUCCUGGGGCACGCAAGAGCAGUGAAAGAAAGCCUCUAAACUCAUCCUAUAAAAUACGCAAUGACUCCAGCAGACUCUAGCAGAAUUUCAGUAGUGAAUGCACUUCUUAAGACUCAUGUCAUUAAAUCUUUCGUGGUUCGUCAUACUGUUCCUCCGGAGCCUAUUUCCGCAUUACUGCUAUGGGAAGAGACACUCAUUUAUGUAAUGUGAUUUCUCAUGUUUAGAAGCCUAUCAAAAGUUCUUCAUAAUUUGGUGCCUCUAUCCUGAGCUGUAACUUUUCUCUUUCUCCCCAAUUUCCUUUCUUUGAUCAGAGAAUUUAUGGCUCCCGUCUUAAUCUAUUUUUGUACUGCACUCGGCACUCUUCUGCACACAAUCUACAUCAAUCUAUGUCAAGGUGGCCUGCACAUAAAUUUCCCUGACCACACACAUGUUGGACGUCUACACCGAUAAGACUGGGUGGUCUCGGAUGAAUGUAACCGUAGGAGGGAGUGUGAAAGAUUAAGCCUCUUAGAAAAGAUCAGACUAGAAGCAGCUUAUGAAUACACCAUCUAACUCCCUCACGUUCACGCAUGCAUGCUUGUAGACAAAAGGCGCUUGCUUUCAGGGGAUAGACUAUGAUUGUGUGAUUUGACUGGAUUUUUCUCUGUUUUAUUGUCAUGGAUUACUCUAGGCGAUUAUCUCAGAGUUUUGAGAGAUGAUCAGUAAGUCAAGUGUUGUGCUGUACCUCAAUCCUAUCCAAUCAGUGAAGCCUCACUGUCACCGGGCUCUUUUUCUAGUCAAUUCCAUCAGUGAUGUUACCUCAAAGUCUGGCAGAUUCAAUCAUACACCAAAAUCCCAACAAAUGUCACAUUUCCUUUUUUUGAAUAAUUUAUUCUUCUGCUCCUAUCUCUCUUUAUUUUUUCUAUUGUAUUGGGAAGUGAUAGACCCUUCAUAUGAAACUCCUUUCUCAGUGCUUUCUUUUCCUCAGUUACCACAUGUUCUUUUUAUUAAUAUUAUACUGUGUAUAUAGUUUGCUGUCAGACUUGAUGCAUUUACUUGAAGUUCAUGAGAUCGAAUAAAUGUUUUUUGUACAAUAACA